AUGAACGUUGGUGGUGCAAAAGUUACGAAGGCGGCAACACGUGGUCAGAAGCAGAUUUAUGAGGAGAAUAAAGCUGUUAUAUUACACUAUUCAUUGGCCGCACUGCUUUCCACGGUUUUCUACGUUAUCAUCUCAUCAUUCUUGUUUCUUCGGACAACGUGGGAAUGGGUGAGUAAUGUUUAA
This is a messenger RNA of Gongylonema pulchrum, 183 nucleotides long. The record is from the annotation of a GenBank genome assembly. NCBI's taxonomy places the organism in Eukaryota, Metazoa, Nematoda, Chromadorea, Rhabditida, Gongylonematidae.